AUGGUCGCUCUAAUUGCUCCGGCUGCAUUUGCAGCAAUCAACUUUGACUAUCUCAUCGUUGGCGGAGGCACUGCUGGUCUUACCAUUGCAACUCGUCUCUCCGAGAAUGCCAACUUCCAAGUUGGUGUCAUCGAAGCCGGCGGUGACCACACGGAAGACCCUUUGAUACUAACACCAGGUCUGGCCUUGUCUACUCUCAACAAUCCUCUCUACGACUGGGCAUUUGAGACGACACCUCAGGUCCAUGCAAACGGACGAGUGAUUGGACACCCCCGCGGAAAGCAGCUUGGAGGCUCAAGUGCCAUCAACUACCUCUAUUGGACCCACGCAUCUCGCCUCGAUAUCGAUGACUGGGGAAAGCUUGGGAACAAAGGCUGGUCAUGGGAUGAGCUAAACCCCUAUUUUUCCAAGUCAGAGACAUACAACCCUCCAUCUGCGGAUAUUUCUAGUCAGACUGAUACCACGUUCAUCGUGCCUUCUGCCCAUGGAACCAGUGGCCCCGUCCAGGAUUCUUUCCCACCUUUCUUCGACAACUUCUACAAAUCUUGGGAGCCAACAUACAAGAAUCUGGGCCUUGGUCCCACCGGUGAUCCUCGAGGCGGACUAGCAAUAGGUGCUUAUUCUACGCUCGUUUCUCAGGAGCCUAAGAACGCAUCUCGGAGCUAUUCUGCCAAUGCUUAUUGGAAACCGAAUACGUCUCGCCCAAACUAUCAUGUCUUGACGAAUGCUCAGGCUACAAAGCUGGUCUUUGAUACUCGACAUAAGCCUUUAACAGCUACAGGCGUUAACUUCGUUGUAGACGGUCGAAAAUAUACAGCAAAGGUCAAAGGAGAAGUCAUUAUAAGUGCAGGCUCGUUUCAAUCGCCGCAUCUACUCGAGCUCUCUGGCAUUGGUGAUGCAAAGCUGUUGAAGUCCCAUGGCAUCGAUGUUCUUCUUGACAAUCCAAAUGUCGGCGAAAAUCUACAGGAGCAUCUUCUCGUACCCUUGACGUACGAAGCUGCAGAAGGCGAAGGUACGUUUGAGAGCUUCCGAAACGCAACCAUCGCCGCUGCAGCGAGCGAGGAAUACGCUGUCAAUCAUACUGGUCCACUCGCAUCGAACACUGCUAAUGCAUAUAUCUCUUUCGCGCAAUUGUUGAAGGCCAAUCAUGGUGGGAAUUACAAGACUCCGCAGUCUCUUGAUUCGGCACGACAGAGAGGCAGCAAAGGUCUUCAAGAAGUUUUGACUCUUGAGAAACUAUUAUCACCCACCGAAGCCUCGAUUCAGGAGGUCUACCUUCCCGGUGGCUCUACACCCUCACAGCCAUACAAUACGAGCGUCAUCUUCAGCACAACCUAUCCCAACAAUUACUUCACGUUCUUCUCCGUUCUCGAGCAUCCCUUCUCGCGAGGCAGCGUUCACAUCACAAGUUCAGACCCGUUUACAUACCCAGCCAUCGAUCCAAACUACCUCUCAAACCCCCUCGAUACCUAUGUAGUCGGGCAAGGCUUAUUACACAUCCAGCAAGUCGCCCAGACAGCGCCUUUCUCUAACCAUCUAAAGAACGGCGGCACCGUCUACCAGCCAGACUUCUACAAGCUUGAUGAAAGCAAUGUAGAAGACUUCGUAAAGAGCCAUUCUGCGAGCGAGUACCAUCCAAUGGGUUCGUGUAGCAUGUUGCCAAGGGAUCAGGGAGGGGUGGUGAAUGAGCGGUUGCAAGUAUAUGGUACGAAGAAUGUUAGGGUCGUUGAUGCAAGCGUCUUUCCAUUGGCUGUGAGGGGGAACUUACAGACUCUUGUGUAUGCUGUAGCGGAACGGGCUGCCGACUUUGUGAAGGCAGAUGCUGCUCAGGAGAAGUAG
This is a messenger RNA of Bacidia gigantensis, 1839 nucleotides long. RefSeq lists its product as uncharacterized. The transcript has 2 exons. Gene Ontology annotation, molecular function: flavin adenine dinucleotide binding; oxidoreductase activity, acting on CH-OH group of donors. Bases 1 to 1839 code for a protein of 612 amino acids. The record is from RefSeq and is a predicted model, not a curated record. NCBI's taxonomy places the organism in Eukaryota, Fungi, Ascomycota, Lecanoromycetes, Lecanorales, Ramalinaceae.